UUCGCUUCAGUCUUCGCUCAGCGGUCGUGGUGAGAGGAUCUUUCUGCGUGUCUCUCGGGCUAGGUCUAUCACAGAAUGACAAGUAUGACAUGUCUCGUAACGGUGGCCGUGACAGUGACCCUCCUCCAGGCAACGCCCACCGCAGCUCUUAACCCGUUCCAGCACGCCUUCGGCUCUCUCCACAAGGCCUUUAAUCCUGUCCAGCGAGCCCUCGACAGACCCCUUUCCAACGUAGGCGACUUCCACAAUGAUCUGUCGGAGCAGCACGUGUUCGCCUCCCCCCCUUCAACGACGGGGAUGUCCAUCAACGCCCUCUUUGGGAAACUGGGGGACGUGGGAGAGGGUGAUGAAGCGUCCUCGCCGACCGCAAGCAAUGGAGUUCCAGCAAGAUCGGAUUCCCAGCGCGUGAACUUCAACAUCGACACUUUUACCUUCAACCAGCACAACACGCGCAGGGUGGACGACAUCUUCAGUCUCCUGGCUGACAUCGAGGACGACCCACGCCCCGUGGUGUCCUCGGAGGAGCCCCAGAAGGCAGCGGACGACACGAGAACCGAGGACCUGCAACCUGAGGAAGAGACGGACGAUCUAGCCGUGACCAACGCCAUCGGCAAGGGGGUCCUCCAGGCAGCCAAGAACAUGGAGGGCGUCCUCAAGGUCAUUCAGAAAAUGAAAUCCAGAGUCGAGGGCCAGAGUAACUCCUCCUUGGCGGAGUUGUCGGCCUCCAACACCUCCGCCUCUCUGGUCGACGUCCUCCUCGAUGUUCCGACGCUGGAGGGCAUCAGGACGGCAGGACUCACGGCCGAGUCUGAGGCGGAGUUCCUCGACCACUUGACGUCCGUCUUGCUUGGGGCCGAACAAAGGCAGCAGUCCGCCCUCACGCUCGAUCCUGUGACCAUCAUUGCUCUCCUCACCCUUGCGGCCUACCUGAUCCGCGCCGUCUACCAGAUCCUCACCGUGACCGGCCGAUCUCUCGACGUUUCGGACUUCGGUCUCCCGCUCAGCCUCUCGGACCUGCCGGACGCCAUGGUCAAUAUUCAUAAUUGGAUUUCAUCUUCGCAGUUCGAUGUGUUGGGAGAAAGCAGAACCUUCGGCGAAAAGUCCCCUGCCCUCGAGAUCCCAGGGAAGGUCGCCGCGAUUCUGAAGCUACAGCGAGAAGGCCAGUAUGCUUGCGUCGGCCAGUUCCUCUGUCAACAGCUGGAGGAGACCCCGCUGCCUACGCCCACGGUCUCGGAUUUGUUUGUCGCAAGUCUCGGGUAUUUCUACGGACAGAAGGACCUGGCUUAUUACAUCGACAACGGCCUCUCGGGACAAGGUUCCUGCAACGCCUCCUCCUCCAGGUGUUCCUCCAACACGCUCUCAGACGCUCACACCGUGCACAGUAUUUUCACCGAAGCUGUUCAUAAGUUCUUUGAUCUGUGGGCGACUGUGCACGGUAGGCUGUAGGUGUUGUUGUAAUGUGUGUUUUUUUUUUUUUUUUUUUUUUUUUGAUGUUUGUUUGUAUGUUCUGUUUUGUUGUUUUUAUGAAUUAAUUUAUUUAUUUAUUCAUUUUUAGUUUUGCGUUAAUUUAUUAUGAUGUGGAGAGUAAAUGCGAUGUGAUUUAGUCUGGAAAGGGCAUUUUAAAGCAAUGAGUCGCUGGUUGACUUGAUAUAAAAUAUCUGAAUACCCAAGGAAGUUUGAAAUAAGGAAAAGGUAUAAAUAGAGAAAUAAAUGAAUAUAUAUAUAUAAUGACUUUACAUUUGGGUCAACCACCAAAAUUGCCGCAGUUGUCCAUUAAUGAAAAUGUUUGCACAUAAAGGUCACACUAGUUUGCAAAAGGUUGACUACGCCAUCUGUUGACUGCAGGAGCAACUAAAUAAGCUCUGUUUGACAGCUUGGUGUUAUAUGAAAAGUUACUAUUCCUUAUUUCAUUUUCCUUGCGUCGAGAAUAUGCUAGUUACAAAAUUGAUAUUUUCGUUAUGAUUUCCAAAUACACAUUUUUGGGCAUUAUUCCUGUAUGAUUUGUGUGUAUAUAUCGUGCUAACAGGUAUGCUUUAAUACAUGUAUAGACAGUAAGCAUACAUUUGUUGUUAUUUUUUAUGUUUAAGGAGUUUCAUAUUAAAGACUUUAGUAAC
Penaeus chinensis is the source of this 2114-nucleotide messenger RNA. RefSeq lists its product as uncharacterized. NCBI's taxonomy places the organism in Eukaryota, Metazoa, Arthropoda, Malacostraca, Decapoda, Penaeidae. The record is from RefSeq and is a predicted model, not a curated record. The transcript is spliced from 5 exons. Bases 76 to 1446 code for a protein of 456 amino acids.